Molecule: messenger RNA, 2061 nt
Organism: Kluyveromyces marxianus DMKU3-1042
Lineage: Eukaryota; Fungi; Ascomycota; Saccharomycetes; Saccharomycetales; Saccharomycetaceae
Gene: MRE11
Product: MRX complex nuclease subunit
Exons: 1
Coding region: 1-2061 (686 amino acids)
Biological process (GO): meiotic DNA double-strand break formation; mitochondrial double-strand break repair via homologous recombination; mitotic intra-S DNA damage checkpoint signaling
Cellular component (GO): Mre11 complex; nucleus
Molecular function (GO): manganese ion binding; 3'-5'-DNA exonuclease activity; DNA endonuclease activity
Source: RefSeq, a predicted model, not a curated record
AUGGAGGCGAUUGAGUCGCUGGAGAAAUUUCCAUCAGAUGAUACAAUACGUAUUUUGAUUACCACAGAUAAUCACGUUGGCUACAACGAGAAUGAUGCCAUUGUAGGAGACGAUUCUUGGAAGACGUUUCAUGAAGUCAUGACCACAGCCCAGGAUUACAAUGUCGACAUGGUAUUACAAAGUGGAGAUUUAUUUCAUGUUAACAAGCCCAGUAAAAAAUCAAUAUACCAGGUAAUGAAGACUCUUAGGAUGUGCUGCAUGGGGGACAGGCCGUGUGAACUAGAGUUUUUGAGCGAUCCAGCGGAAUGCUUUCGUUUCAACGACUUUCCUGGUGUGAAUUACGAGGACCCCAAUUUGAACAUUUCUAUACCUGUGUUCAGUAUCUCAGGUAAUCAUGAUGAUGCUUCAGGGGAUGGAUUAUUGAGCCCUAUGGAUAUCUUGCAAGUGAGUGGCCUUGUGAAUCAUUUCGGUAAAGUGACAGAGGCCGACAAUAUAGAAAUAACACCAUUAUUAUUCAAGAAGGGCGUUACAAAAUUAGCACUAUACGGUCUAGCUAGUGUGAGGGAUGAAAGACUUUUCAGAACUUUCAAAGAAGGUAAAGUAAAAUUCAAUAUUCCAGAUAGUCGGGACGAUGAUGAUUGGUUUAACCUCAUGUGUGUUCAUCAGAACCAUACAGGACAUACAAAUACUGCCUUUCUACCCGAGACUUUCUUACCAAAUUUUCUCGACCUAGUAGUAUGGGGUCAUGAACAUGAAUGCAUUCCACAUUUAGUACAUAACCCUAUCAAGGAUUUUGAUGUGUUGCAACCAGGAUCAAGUGUUGCGACAUCCUUGUGCGAUGCUGAGGCAAAACCCAAACAAAUAUUUAUAUUGGAGCUGAAGAACAAUGAAAAACCAUCCUUGAUACCAAUACCAUUAAAGACCGUUCGUCCUUUUAUAAUGAAGGACAUAUCUUUACGUGAUUUUCCUCAAUUAAAACCGCUCGAUAAAAGCUCUAUUAGCCAGUUCCUUUAUGAUCAAAUUGACGAGAUGAUUCAAGAAGCUGUUCAAAGUAACAACGAGGAAAACGAGGAUGAAAGUGGGACAGUACUUCCCUUAAUUAGGCUCCGAGUUAACUAUAGUGGUGAUAUAGACUCACAGGUUGAUUAUCAGGUGGAAAACCCAAGGAGGUUUAGUAAUAGAUUCGUUGGCAAAGUGGCCAACGCCAACAAUGUGGUUCAGUUUUACAAGAAAAAAUCACCAUCGGCAUCUAAAAAGAAGAAAUUAAAAUACGACUCAUCAGACACUUCACUCAUUAGUGAUCAAGAAGUUGCUGAUUUACAGGUACAAACCCUUGUUGACGACUUUUUACACAAGAUGCAGCUUUCCUUACUACCGGAGUUGGGAUUAAAUGAAGCUGUUCGUCAGUUUGUCGAAAAGGACGACAAAACUGCUCUUAAAACAUUCAUCGAUACAGAAGUCUCCCAUGAGGUAGAUAUAUUGGCUCAAAAUAAAGAACUCAUCAACACAGAUGAUGAUUCGAACUUAAAACAAUUAUUGAAGGAAGUAAAGAGAACAAACACAGUAACAAACACUAAAAAGAAAUCAAACCGAUACUCGAAUGUUGAUAAUAUAACGUCAGAUGACGAUUAUAAUAUGGAAAAUGAAUUUCCUUCCGAAUCACGGAACACUGCCCCUACUGGUGCUUCGCAAUCAAAACGGAGUGCAAACUCUGGCAGAAAAACACGCUCAACAAAUAGAAAAAGAGGCUUUGAAUCUGAGUUGGAUAGAUCUGAAUCUGAAUCUGAAGUUGAUGAAGGUGUUGAUAACAUUCAAAUAUUAUCUGAAGGUGAAGAGGAGGCUAAAACCAGUAAUAGUGACGACGAAAUUGUUGCUAUACUAGAUAACCCAAAAUCACCGACUAUCCAAAAAGCCAGACCUACAAACACAUCAAAAACAAACACUAAGAAAAUGGCAGCAGAGACCUCUAAACAAAAGUCCAGUACUCGAGGCAAAGGAACCCGCACACCAAAAAGUGAUGCCUUAAGUGAAUUGUUGGCAAGAAGAAGGUCUAAACAAUAA